UUUAAGGGACCAGGUUCCCAGUCUGUUGUAAGAGGAUCUUUCCUGAUUCUAAGUGUCUGGACAAGUAUUCCUUCAAAAGCCUGCAAGCCGUGGGGCAGCCAUGGGGCUGCUGAUUGGAGAUGACCUCUGGGCUGUGGUCAUAUUCACAGCCAUCUUCUUGCUUCUGGUGGACCUGGUGCACCGGCACAAAUUCUGGACUGCCCACUACCCUCCCGGCCCUGUGCCACUCCCUGGGCUGGGAAACCUGCUGCAGGUGGACUUUGAGAACAUGCCAUAUAGCUUAUACAAGCUUCGAAGCCGCUAUGGUGACGUGUUCAGCCUACAGAUAGCCUGGAAGCCUGUAGUUGUGAUCAACGGGCUGAAGGCCGUGCGGGAACUGCUGGUGACCUAUGGAGAGGACACUGCUGACCGCCCCCUACUGCCCAUCUAUAAUCACCUGGGCUAUGGGAACAAAUCAAAAGGUGUGGUCCUUGCACCUUACGGACCUGAGUGGCGAGAGCAGAGACGAUUCUCUGUGUCCACCCUGCGUGACUUCGGCGUGGGCAAGAAAUCGCUGGAGCAGUGGGUGACAGAGGAGGCCGGCCACCUCUGUGACACCUUCGCCAAGGAGGCUGAACAUCCCUUCAAUCCCAGCAUCCUCCUGAGUAAGGCUGUGAGCAACGUGAUUGCCUCCCUUGUUUAUGCUCGUCGAUUUGAGUAUGAGGACCCUUUCUUCAACAGGAUGCUCAAAACAUUGAAGGAGAGCUUUGGAGAGGACACCGGCUUCAUGGCAGAGGUGCUGAACGCAAUCCCAAUUCUCCUUCAGAUUCCUGGGCUGCCUGGCAAAGUCUUCCCCAAGCUCAAUUCAUUUAUAGCCUUAGUGGAUAAGAUGUUAAUUGAGCACAAGAAAAGCUGGGAUCCUGCCCAGCCGCCCCGAGACAUGACUGAUGCCUUCCUAGCAGAGAUGCAAAAGGCCAAGGGGAAUCCUGAGAGCAGCUUCAAUGAUGAAAAUCUGCGCUUGGUGGUGAUUGACCUGUUCAUGGCGGGGAUGGUGACCACCUCAACCACACUGUCCUGGGCCCUUCUGCUCAUGAUCCUGCAUCCAGAUGUGCAGCGCCGAGUCCACGAGGAGAUUGAUGAGGUCAUAGGGCAGGUGCGUCGUCCAGAGAUGGCAGACCAGGCACGAAUGCCGUUCACCAAUGCUGUCAUCCAUGAGGUGCAGCGCUUUGCAGACAUCGUCCCGACAAAUAUACCACAUAUGACAUCCCGAGACAUUAAAUUCCAAGGCUUCCUCAUCCCCAAGGGGACAACCCUCAUCCCCAACCUGUCCUCCGUGCUGAAGGAUGAGACCGUCUGGGAGAAGCCCCUCCGCUUCCAUCCAGAACACUUCCUGGAUGCCCAGGGCAACUUUGUGAAGCAUGAGGCCUUCAUGCCAUUCUCAGCAGGCCGCAGAGCAUGCCUGGGGGAGCCCCUGGCCCGCAUGGAGCUCUUCCUCUUCUUCACCUGCCUCCUGCAGCGCUUCAGCUUCUCGGUGCUGGCCGGCCGGCCCCGGCCCAGCACCCAUGGCGUCUACGCAUUGCCAGUUACUCCACAGCCUUACCAACUCUGUGCAGUGGCUCGCUAGCAGGGGCAGGGGCUCCAUUCUUCUCCCCGGUUUGGUCUGAUUGAUGUCCAAUAAACAACUUCUGUAUCUUC
Molecule: messenger RNA, 1674 nt
Organism: Rattus norvegicus (Norway rat)
Lineage: Eukaryota; Metazoa; Chordata; Mammalia; Rodentia; Muridae
Gene: Cyp2d2
Product: cytochrome P450, family 2, subfamily d, polypeptide 2
Exons: 9
Coding region: 101-1603 (500 amino acids)
Cellular component (GO): endoplasmic reticulum membrane
Molecular function (GO): iron ion binding; heme binding; monooxygenase activity
Source: RefSeq, marked validated